Motacilla alba alba is the source of this 8869-nucleotide messenger RNA. Its product is annotated as collagen alpha-1(III) chain-like. NCBI's taxonomy places the organism in Eukaryota, Metazoa, Chordata, Aves, Passeriformes, Motacillidae. Bases 62 to 1033 code for a protein of 323 amino acids. The transcript is spliced from 2 exons. The record is from RefSeq and is a predicted model, not a curated record.
GCGUCCGCCGGGCUCGGGGCAGCGAGCGGAGGCUGCGGGAGCGCCGCUCCGGGCUGCGGGGAUGCGCGCCGCUGCGCCGCAGCGAUGUGCGGUGCGGCCCGGGGACGGAGCAAAGUUUGCGGUGGCGGACGCGCCCCCGGUGCCCCCCGGGGCAGUCCCCGCGGGCUGCGGGGUUUCGGUGGCUCCGCACCGCGCCGGGACCGCCCCGGGGCUGCGGCCGCCUCGCACCUCCGGGGCUGCGGGGGUUCGGCUGCAGCGUCGCUCUCCUCCUCCUCCUCCUCCUCCUCCCUCUCGGGUGCUCCGCCGCUCCCCGGGCCGGUUUGCGGUAAAUCGGGGGUUCCGGGGGGGAUCGGCGGUGCCGGGAGCCGGCGGUGGGCGCGGGGCCGGCGGUGCGGCAGCGCUGCCCGCGUCCCCCAUUUGCAUGCGAAUGGGAGCGGAUCCCGGCAGAUGUCCUGCCUCAUCCAUUCACCCGGAGGAAUGCGAGGAGACAAGGAGCCUUCAGUGUGACAAUGGCCCUUCAGAAAGCGGCAUAAAGGCGCAGUGUGAGCGGGGCCGCGGCUCCGCCGCCCUCCUCCCGCGGCCGCGGCUUUGUGCGCGGGGCGCUGCGGGACCGGCCUGGGCAGAGCGCAGGGCGGCCAGGGAUGCUCCGCCGGCUCCCUCUGCAGCGCACCUGCCCUUCGCGGGGGCUCUUUCGGGACUCUGCUGCCCGAAAGGUGCGGGGAGAAGCGCGGGGCAGCGGCGGCUCUUCACCCCGGCACCGGGGGUCCCUGCCCCGGCUCUGGCGGACAAAGGGACCGGCCCCGCUGCCGCCCCUUUGUCGCCCCUGUCAAAGGGCCCUUUGAGCGCGGGGCCGGCCCCCGUUCCCUGCGAGAGGAGGGACGGGAGCGAGGCGCAUUGUGCCGGCGGCUCAGCCCUGCCGGGGCCGCACAACAGAUGUUCGCCUGCGAUUUUCGCUCUCCCCCAAGUUAUUCUCUCCCCCGGUGCUGGCUCGGGGCGCAUCUCCCACCAUUUCAGGCGAUGGAGGGGAAGGUAGCGGAAUUAAACUCCAAGUAGGCAAUAACGUUGUCCAAAGGUGAGAGAUCACACACAGGGUGCUUCUGUUCUUGUCCUGGAGCUGUGCGACAGCUCCCAAGUAGCGAGUCCCUUCCAUGAAAGUAGUUUGGAAACCUUGAAGUCUUUUCCUUAUGGACUUAAAGGGUCCCUAUAAAAGGAGCCCCUGAACAUCAUAAACCUGUUCUGGCCAAUAGCUCAGAUGCACCCACAGGGAGAUCACAGGGCUUUGAGUGAUAAAGGCACACCCAGCAUCCAUCCCGCUGUUGUCCAAAGGAUCCGACCAAGCCGAGUCCCAAAGUCUCACAAGUCAGAGUUUAAGUUAAUCUAAAGACGGACACACUGAGAGGGACAAAGCACUGCACCAAGCUUCCCAGAUGGGAAGUGAGGAGAGCCAGGACGGCUCUGCUCUCAGCCCCUGGUGUCCCUGUCCCCCUGCUCUGCAGCCUCUGCUGUGCCGCUGCUCCGGGACAAGAGCUCCACUUUAACUUUUACCUCGGCGGUUAAAAGUUAUCUGCACAACAUUUUAUGUAGCCCGUAUAAAAUUAUCUCUCCCAGUAGGCAUUUUGGACGUUAUUAGACCAGUUACUGUGAUGACCAUAAAGCCUUUUCCAUUUACCUAGAACAGACACGAUAACACUGCUGAUCAUUGAAGGAAACAGGAUUUUGCAUUAAGCUGGGCAGUUAGAGAAGGAUAACAACUUUUCCCGUGAACUGUGAAGGACCUUUUUUACUGCCAUAAAUAAUGCUGAGCCCGUCCAAAUUCAGGCUGGAAAAAGAAACUUCUGUUCAGUCUGACCUCACAAGGAGCAGCCCUGGCACAGGUGCCCAGAGCAGCUGGGGCUGCCCCUGGAUCCCUGGCAGUGCCCAAGGCCAGGCUGGACGUUGGGGCUGGAGCAGCCUGGGACAGAGGGACGUGUCACUGCCAUGGCAGGGUGGCACUGGAUGAUCUUGAAGGUCCCUCCCAACCCAAGCCGUUCUGUGAUUCCAGGAUUCUCCGUGUGCAUUUGGUCGCAGCUCGUGGAGCAGAUGGGCUCAUUUCAAGGAGCAGUGGUUAAGCUCUCCUCACCAUCACCAUCAUCCAUUCCCAAUCCCCGUGCUGCCCGGAGCCCAGCUCGCUGCCGCGGGCGGAGGAGGGGAUGCUGCAGCCUUUGUUUCACACCGACACAGCGGCGUGGCACUGCAGAAGGCAGGGAAAACUUUUCCUAAUCGGCGUGCUGGGUUCCUGCUGCAGCCGGCUGCUGCCUGGCCGCUGUGCCAAGGAGGGCGGCACGUCCCUGCUCCGCGGUCCUUUCCUAGGGACACUUAAAACACCUCGCAUGAAUCAUAACAGCGGUCAAGUCUUGCUGCUACUGCAGCCUGCAUAGCUCAAUAUUCACUGGAAAGGGGAUUUAUUUGCACUAUUGGGUCUGCAGAUCUCUCUUUGUUAUUGUUAGGGAUGACAGAGACUCACCCACAUUUAAACAAUGUUUUAAAAUAUUUUUUUAGUUUCUCUUACGAAUCUUUCGAAGCUCUUAUUUCUGUUAAUUAUAGCAAUGAGUAAAAAUGGGGACUUUGUUCACAAAGCUCUGAGCCACAUUAUUUCUGUCUCUUUCAGAGCUGCUCCUCCCCCAGGUGAGUGACUCGCGUGGUCCCAGGUCUGGCUUUGUGUCAGGCUCAGACCAGGAUCAGGCAUCAGGAAAAAAACCCAAACAAACAAAACCUAAGGAGAAGAGUUAAGUGAUGUUUAUGGAACAGCUCUGGUUGAACAGUAUUUAUUUUAGUUUCUUUUCCAACCAGCAAAGUAGCAAGAUGCUGCAGAUAUUUACAGAGCAGCCAAAAAUUCCCAAAAUAAAAAUCCCUCUGUCUUCCUGUGCACUUUGUCACCACGGAGGUGCCUGUUCUUUGAAGCCCUGAUUAAUAUAGAUGAGUUGUAAUUUUCUGACCAAGCCAUCCUAGUUCACAUAUAUUAUUCCAUUGGCAGACAUGUGGUCCCCACAGCUGUCCCCUCAUUUGUGUAUGAAAUGGAAACACUGGUGGCAUUUGUAGGUUACCAUAGUUACACGAACAAUACACGUGUGAGGCUUCAUCCUGCCAAGCUCCAGAUUUUUUUCCUGGCAGACAUUUUGUAGACACAGAACUGAAGAAAAUCUAUGUAAAGUUUUUGGAAGCGCAUAAAUGCAGCCCUCCUCCUCCUCUGUGUUUGUGUCAGGCUCAUGGACAGCGAGCCUGCAUUUCAGCCCCACCACAGCUGAUUCCUGCAGCCCCUUCCAGCUGGAGCUGCCAGCCUGGAGACCCUCGAUGCUCCCAGGAGCCCACAAUUCCAGGUUGUGCUCCAGAGCAGUUAAGUCAUUAACAGAGUCAGGCCUUAAACACAUCUUUCCCAAAAAAUCGUUUUUGGGUUCUACACAAAAGAGGCUUUGGAGCUGGGAUGGUUUUUCUGCUGACUGGAGGAGGGUUGGCAGUGCCUGGAGGGCUCCUGGGAGAGGGGAGAGGUGGGAAGCAGCCAGAGCCCCAUGCCAGAGCAGAAAUCCAAGGAAACCCACCACAAAUAUUCCCGUACUCUGUUUUGUCUCUGCAGUUAACGUGGGGAAAAAGAUGGACAAGAGCAGAGAAAAUCCAAGAGCUGGCUUAGGAACUGGUUUUGUUGGUUUGCAAUUAUUAAUUAAAUAAUGGUGUUUCUCUAAGGUUUGGAGGGCCUAAGUUGUGCACAGGGACCUCACAGAACCACUUUGAUAAGAAACAGUCCCUGCAGAUGUGCUUGAGUUACUCAGACUGUACCAGUGCCAUUCCCCUGCAGCUGAGGAAUAAAGUUCUUCACGGAAUGAGCUCUGCAAGGUCACAGCUGAACACACCUCCAUGGGGGGCUGAGAGCUGAAAGUUCUUCUGAACCCCACUCUCUCAUCCUUUGCUGCUUCAAACCCUGCAACUUUAUUCAAAUUUUGUUUUGCUCUUUAGAUGUCGUCUUUGCUUUUUCUACGUGUGGCACUGAAGAAAAAUACUGGAUUGGCCUAUUUUGGCUUGGCCUAAUUCUCCCUCUGGUGAAGGCAGGCCAAGUCUGUGCUAUCAGUGAGACAGGAAUUAGUCCCUGCUCUUAACUUCUGCUGAAAAAUAUUUUUAUAACUUCACUUUCUGUGUCAUAAGACCUUAAUUUGGUGUUACAAGGCAGUGUUUCCUUGACAUUCCAUCUGGCUGAAUUAUUAAAAGAACAGGACCCGGUUUUUACCUGGAGCACAGUUUCUAAAAGAUUGAGUGUUUGCAGGGGAGAAUUGCCUUUUUCUUCCCUUUUUAACUAACAGAACAACAAGGCAAAGCAAGUUUAAGUAACAGGCCUGAAAUAUUGAACAGGCUGCUGUAGUGAGGAUGCUCUGAAGUUAUAAAAGUGCCAGGAGAAGCAGCUCUUUCCCUUAUUUUAUUGGUACAGCAGCCUUACCACAUCAUUUCCUCUCCUGAGGUGCUGCCCUUUGCUCCUCGGUGGUCACACAGGGCAGUACUUUCCUGAACAAUUCCCAAGCCAAAGCAGCUGAACACGGAGGCAAACCUUCCUUGGGGGUGUCAGUUAGCAAUUUCAGACGUUGUCAGUCAGCAUCUCAUUUCCAGGUAUUUAAUUUAACUAACUCUGCUGAUUCCAGCAAUUUGGGCAUCUGUCAGCUUGCGUUAGAGCAGCAGAACCGAGGGCUUUGGGAAGCCGUGCCCCCCUGCAGGCACCUGGCAGGGUCUGCCUGCCUCUGCUCUGGGGUGGCAUGUCCCAGCAGUGCUGGGGGACUGCAGCCCCCACCCUGUGCUGUGGCCCUGCAAGGGAGCAGAGCCCAGGCAGGUGCUGGGGUGGGGGUCUCCUGAUCCUCCAGAGGCACCCACAGGCAGGUGUUGGGGUCUCCUCAUCCUCCAGAGGCACCCACAGCCAGGUGUUGGGGUCUCACCCUCCAGAGGCACCCACAGCCAGGUGUUGGGGUCUCCUCAUCCUCCCGAGGCACCCACAGCCAGGUGUUGGGGUCUCCUCAUCCUCCAGAGGCACCCACAGGCAGGUGUUGGGGUCUCCUGACCCUCCAGAGGCACCCACAGCCAGGUGUUGGGGUCUCCUGACCCUCCAGAGGCACCCACAGGCAGGUGUUGGGGUCUCCUCAUCCUCCAGAGGCACCCACAGCCAGGUGUUGGGGUCUCCUCACCCUCCAGAGGCACCCACAGCCAGGUGUUGGGGUCUCCUCAUCCUCCAGAGGCACCCACAGGGAGGUGUUGGGGUCUCCUCAUCCUCCAGAGGCACCCACAGGCAGGUGUUGGGGUCUCCUCAUCCUCCCGAGGCACCCACAGGCAGGUGUUGGGGUCUCCUGAUCCUCCAGAGGCACCCACAGCCAGGUGUUGGGGUCUCCUGACCCUCCAGAGGCACCCACAGGCAGGUGUUGGGGUCUCCUGACCCUCCAGAGGCACCCACAGGCAGGUGUUGGGGUCUCACCCUCCAGAGGCACCCACAGCCAGGUGUUGGGGUCUCACCCUCCAGAGGCACCCACAGCCAGGUGUUGGGGUCUCCUCAUCCUCCCGAGGCACCCACAGCCAGGUGUUGGGGUCUCCUCAUCCUCCCGAGGCACCCACAGCCAGGUGUUGGGGUCUCCUCAUCCUCCAGAGGCACCCACAGCCAGGUGUUGGGGUCUCACCCUCCAGAGGCACCUGGAACCCAUUCCCAGCAUGGCACUGGGAGCCAGCCCUGUUCCAGAGCAGCCCAGCUCCUUGGGGACUCCAGAGGGGCUCCCUGGGGAUCCCGAAGGACUCCUGGCUCUGGAGGGGCACAUCCCACCCCUGAGGUCAGCUGGGAGCCGCCGGCUUCACCCCAAAGGGGUUGGUUUGUGACAAGCAGGGGGUGCCAAAGGCAGGCGUGGGGUGGAAGAGCAGCACGGCUGAGCCUGGGCUGGGGAGGGUGCAGGGAUGGCUCCUGGAUUGGGAUGGACUGGGGAUCACCUGCCAGAGACACACGCAUUUCAGCAGCACACACCUUAGGAGAUGGGGCUGGGCUCCCAACCAGAUUCCUCCAUGCUCAACACUUUUCCUAGUGGAAGAAGCUCCACCUGUGGCAGUGGUAACCCAGAGCUCCAGCCCUGCCCCUGGAGAGUUUCACCUGAGAGUUUCCCCAUUUUAUCCUGUUCUAAAGAGAAUGCUCCCGUCUGGAGAAGCCAUGGGGCUGGUUAAGUUCAUUGGAGACAUUCCCUGGCUUCCUCCUCCACCCUGGAGUCUGACAGAUCACAUCCUAAGGAACUUCUACAAAACACCUCCGAGUUACUCAGAGAGAAUCCUUGAGCCUGUCCAAAUUUGGUAGAAUAACAUUUUACCUUGUUUUAAUAAAAUAUCAAUCAAAGCUUGGAUUGUCUUUUCGUAAUUUGAAAAUGUUUAUCAUUUAUAUAAUGAAUCCUUCAUUUUCUGUUAUUUCAUGCAUCAUAUCAUUUAUAUGAUUAAGCAAGUCCAAAACUAUCUAAUAAAUUCAUACCUUGCUAAUGUGCUGCAUACAAUUACUGGCAUGCAGAUGAGCUACUGAUUGGCCUUGUUAAAUUUUUAAAUUACACAUGAUCCGUCAUUCUAACAGAAAUAGAGUAAAUAUUGAUAGUUCCAGAGAGCCACCAGUGACUUGUAAAUGCAUUGAAAAAUAACUUUCUCUUAGCCAUAGGUGAACAAGCCAUUGCAAAAAUGAAGGUUUUUAAUUGCUGCUUGAAAACAGGUCUUUAAAGUGGGUUCAUUGUAGGAAAAGGCACCAAGUAAAACCAGGUCAGUGUUUUUUCUAAGUUCAUUGACAAAUCUGUUUUCCUUUCUCCUUCUGCCCCCUUGAAGUGCAACAAGUCUGGUUUGUACAAACCAAACAUUAUCACGCCCAAAUGAAUCCCUGCAAUUAGCUAAAGAUUUUAUCUAUAAAGCACCAACAACUUAAAAUUUGGAGAGGAAAAAACUUCCUUUCUGCAACAGGCAGAAAUUGUAGUACCUCUGUGUUUUGCAAGCACUGAUGAAAGAAAGAAUCCAUGGAAAACCUGGGAUGUGGCACGACCAGCCUGAGGACUAAAGCUGAAGGGACAGUGCCUGAACACCCAGUGCAUUGAAUAAGAUCUAUUUUCUGCUUUCUUAACCUCAUGAAGGUCUCAGAGCAAGCCUGUUUUCCGCAUGGAGCAAAGCAUCAGCAUUCAGGGGAUACCUGAGAGCACAGAAAUGGUUAAACCCAGGCUGGGGGGGUCCCACACUCUCAGCUGACUGAGCUUUCCUGCCCUGAUCACAUGGCAGUGCUUUUGGGAUGAAACAGCGGUGGGGAACACGUAUUUCAUGGAGCAGAGGUGCAGAAAGGCUCGUGGAAAAGGGGGAGGUCAUGGGAUGCAGCAGUGAACUGGAGAGAGAGAGAGAAGAGCCUUUUUCUCAGGUCAGAGCAGAGCCUUGGUUCACAGCAGUGCCAAGCCCAAAUCUGUGGCCACUUAAUGGAAUUAGUUCUGUCCCUUCCCAGCUUGGUUGAGUUCCAGAUCUUUGUCUUGGUGCUAACAGCCUUUCUAUUACAUCUCAGCACCUCCCAUGCUAAAUCCAUUUAUUUUGUUAGUGGUAUGCUCACAAUCUUUCCUAUCAGAUCUUCCCAGAUCAGCCAACUCAAUACACGGGUCUAUUAGCAUUUAAAUAUAUAUAGCUCAGAAACAGAGAAUUGGAUUUUGUAAGCAUAAAACUCAGAAAAAAAAUCAAUAAAAGUCUGUUUUAUUCUAAGGGCUGCAGUCUGUGUCAGCACACUACAUGUACAAACUGUGUAGAUAUAGAUCUAGGCUAAUAGUAAAAUACAGUUUAAUACUUAAUCACUAAUAAUUGAAAUGCUAACACACAUUACAGCCACAGGAAACAGAAUUAUCAAAACAGAGUGUAACAAGGACCAGAAAAAGAACUUUUUUCCUUGAUUGAAGAAUUGAAGAUAAGCAAUUGAAGCUCUGUGCCCAUAUAAUUUUUAAUAACAAGCCUUAUGCAUUCCCUACAGCCAGCACCAUUGUGUUGAUUUAUAAAUACCUCCAGAGCUCCUGACUCAUUCUGCUUGGGAUUUAUCAGGCACUGUUUGCAGCACAGGGUUUUUUUGGCAUCCUCUGUGGUAGUAACAACCACGUACACACCGGGGUCUUUCCCAACUGUGGGGGAUCCUGAGUGACUCACAGAACUGGAGUUUGAUCUAGAACUGUGUAGGAAGCAAAAUAAUCACACUGCCAGGAGCCAGUCAGCAAAAAGGGAGGAAAAGGAUUUUCUGUUACUUCAGGAAAAUCCUCUGGAGUUCUGGCAGCCCUGUUUCUCCUGGUUAAAAAUAUUCCUUGUGUGCUCCUUACUUGGUUAUUAUUAACACUUUGCUUCCACUGGCCAAGCUCCUUGGCUCUCAGAGUGGUCAAAAAACAAAAAGGGAAUUCUGCUCCAAAAUCCAACCCAAUCUCUGCGUGCCCUUUGUCCUCUUUCAUUUUGUUUUGUAGGUUUUUGUUUGAGUUGUGCUGAUUUUGAUAGACAGUAAGAAGCAGAGAUUUUCUGAGCUGCUCUGUAUGAAAUCCUUGGGAGGGAGGUGCCCCCAUGGGUUCCAGAGAUGCUCAGAUCCUUCCACGGGGUUCUGAGAUCCCAAAUACGCCAUGACUCAAUCCAUUUCUACUCUUUAAAUAUGGUAAGAAGCCAAAGCAGGGUUUCUCCACCUUUGGUCCUCUUUCAUUCAUCAGCCAGCAGAUGCACAACAUGCAAAAAGUAGUUGGAAGAGGUCUUCCCAAAUUGAUUAUACUGUGGAAAUUCUGGAUUCUUCACUAAAAGCAAUCGGGUUUCAAUUCUGCCUUGCAUUUGAAAGGGAGAAGGGGCUGGGGAAGGGUUAGGGCAUGUG